Molecule: messenger RNA, 2415 nt
Organism: Heteronotia binoei (common prickly gecko)
Lineage: Eukaryota; Metazoa; Chordata; Lepidosauria; Squamata; Gekkonidae
Product: oocyte zinc finger protein XlCOF6-like
Exons: 3
Coding region: 40-2415 (791 amino acids)
Biological process (GO): regulation of transcription by RNA polymerase II
Molecular function (GO): DNA-binding transcription factor activity; RNA polymerase II cis-regulatory region sequence-specific DNA binding
Source: RefSeq, a predicted model, not a curated record
GAGACGUUACUGAACCCUUUUCUUUGUGGAGAAGUGGAAAUGCCUCCUCGACCUCUGGUCCAGUCUCCAUUUUCCUUUGAGGAGGUGGCCGUGUAUUUCACUGUGGCGGAGUGGGGCCUGCUGGAUCUGGGCCAAAAAGCGCUCUACAGGGAAGUCAUGCUGGAGAACUAUGGGAGUGUGGCUUUUCUGGCAGGAGAUAAUCAGAGGAAUGAGGAGGAUGAGGAACUGGAUCAUUUAUUGCCAGAUGAAGUCAAGAAUGAAGAUGUGAGAAGAAACAUCAGUAUUAAAAGCAGGUCUCAGAGGCAGAAAGUCAGGAUGAAGAAGAGGGAUAAAUCCGUUCCAUGCCAAGGGGGGGAUUUCCAAGAAGUAAUUCACAUGUUGGAGGAAACUUUCAAGUGUUUGGAGUGUGGAAUGAACUUCUUAGAUCAAACCCAAUAUAAUGUACAUUUUUCAAAGCACAGUACAAUGAAGGCAUGUAAAUGCUUUCGGUGUGGAAAGUACUUCAGAUACAAAUCACAACUUCUUGUGCACCAAAGGAUCCACGCAGUGGAGAAACAUUUUGAAUGCUCCGAGUGUGGAAAGAAAUUCGGACAUAGCUCCCUUCUUAAGCAGCAUCAAAGAACCCACCCAGAGAAAAAGCCUUUUAAAUGUUCAGAGUGUGGGAAGAGAUUCAGUCAAAGCGGCGCUCUUAAACAGCAUCAAAGAACACACACAGGGGAGAAGCCUUUUGAAUGCUCAGAGUGUGGGAAGAGAUUCAUUGACAGUAGCAGUCUUCAAAAGCAUCGAAGAACCCACACAGGGCAGAAGCCUUUUGAAUGCUCUGAGUGUGGGAAGAGAUUCAGUCAGAGUGGCAAUCUUCAAAUUCAUGUAAGAGCCCACACAGGGGAGAAGCCUUUUGAAUGCUCAGAGUGUGGAAAGAGAUUCAGUCACAGUGGCAAUCUUCAAAGUCAUCUACGAACCCACAUAAAAGACAAGCAUUUUGAAUGUUUAGAGUGUGGGAAGAGAUUCAGUCAUAGUAGCAGUCUUCGACAACAUAAAAAAACCCACAUAGGAGAGAAACCUUUUGAAUGCUCGGAGUGUGGAAAGAGAUUCAGUCACAGUAGCAGUCUUCAGCAGCAUCAACGAACUCACAUAGGAGAGAAACCUUUUGAAUGUUCGGAGUGUGGGAAGAGAUUCAGGGUCAGUGGCAGUCUUCAAACUCAUCUAAGAACCCACACAGGGGAAAAGCCUUUUGAAUGCUCAGAGUGUGGGAAGAGAUUCAAUGACAAUAGAAGUCUUCAAAGUCAUCUACGAACCCACACAGGGGAGAAGCCUUUUGAAUGUUCAGAGUGUGGGAAGAGAUUCAGUCAGAGUGGCCAUCUUCAAAGUCAUCUACAAACCCACACAGGGGAGAAGCCUUUUGAAUGCUCAGAGUGUGGGAAGAAAUUCAGGGACAGUAGCAGUCUUCAAAGUCAUCUAAGAACCCACACAGGAGAGAAGCCUUUUGAAUGCUCAGAGUGUGGGAAGAGAUUCAGUCGUAGUGGCUAUCUUCAACAGCAUAAAAGAACACACACAGGAGAGAAGCCUUUUGAAUGCUCAGAGUGUGGGAAGAGAUUCAGGGACAGUAGCAGUCUUCAAAUUCAUCUACGAACCCACACAGGGGAAAAGCCUUUUGAAUGUUCAGAGUGUGGGAAGAGAUUCAAUGAAAGUCGUAGUCUUCAAAGUCAUUUAAGAACCCACACAGGGGAGAAGCCUUUUGAGUGUUCUGAGUGUGGGAAGAGAUUCAGUUGGAGUGGUGAUCUUCAAAGUCAUCUACGAACCCACACAGGGGAUAAGCCUUUUGAAUGCUCAGAGUGUGGGAAAAGAUUCAGCCGUAGUUGCUAUCUUCAACAGCAUCAAAGAAUGCAUACGGGGGAGAAGCCUUUUAAAUGCUCAGAGUGUGGGAAGAGUUUCAGCUGCAGCGGCUAUCUUCAAAAGCAUCAAAGAACCCACACUGGGGAAAAGCCUUUUCAAUGCUCAAAGUGUGGGAAGAGAUUCAGUCAGAGUGGCAAUCUUCAAAGUCAUCUACGAACCCACACAGGAGAGAAGCCUUUUGAAUGCUCAGAGUGUGGGAAGAGAUUCAGUCAGAGUAACAAUCUUCAACAGCAUCAAAGAACCCACACAGGGGAGAAGCCUUUUGAGUGCUCAGAAUGUGGGAAGAGAUUCGGGGAUAGUAGCAGUGUUCAAAGUCAUCUACGAACUCACACAGGAGAGAAGCCUUUUGAAUGCUCAGAGUGUGGGAAGAGAUUCAGUAGGAGUGGAAAUCUUCAACAGCAUCAACGAACCCACACAGGGGAGAAGCCUUUUGAAUGCUCAGAAUGUGGGAAGAGAUUCAGCCACAGUAGCCAUCUUCAAAGGCAUCAGGGUAUCCACAUAGAGCAAAAAGUUUUGGAAUAG